Messenger RNA from Penicillium waksmanii, 696 nucleotides. Its product is annotated as fumarylacetoacetate hydrolase family protein. Lineage: Eukaryota; Fungi; Ascomycota; Eurotiomycetes; Eurotiales; Aspergillaceae. Gene Ontology annotation, cellular component: mitochondrion. The transcript is spliced from 3 exons. The record is from RefSeq and is a predicted model, not a curated record. Gene Ontology annotation, molecular function: acetylpyruvate hydrolase activity. The coding region runs from base 1 to 696 and encodes 231 amino acids.
AUGGCCUCCAUUCGCGCCAAUUGCCGCAAGGUCAUGUGCAUCGGCCGUAACUACGCCGACCACAUCACCGAGUUGAACAACACUAAGCCCAAACAGCCUUUCUUCUUCCUCAAACCCUCCUCGUCCAUCCUCAUCCCCGGCGCUGGUCCCGUUCUCCGCCCCAAGGGUGUCAGCCUGCACUAUGAAGUCGAAUUGGGUCUGGUCAUCGGCAAGACCCUCCGGGAUUUAGACCCGGAGGACAAGCAAGGUGCUUUGGAUGCUAUCCAGAGCUAUGUCCUCGCCAUUGACAUGACCGCCCGCAACGUCCAAGACGAAGCCAAGAAGAAGGGUCUCCCCUGGUCCAUCGCUAAGGGCUUCGACACCUUCCUGCCUAUUUCGCAAGAGAUUGCCAAAUCGCGCAUCCCGAAUCCCCACGAUGCCUUCCUGCGCCUCAGCGUCGGAAACACCGAACGCCAAGCCGACUCGACUAGCCUCAUGCUGUACCAGAUCCACCACCAGCUGGCUCAGAUCUCGCGCGUCAUGACCCUGGAGAAGGGCGAUAUUGUCCUGACUGGCACCCCCAAGGGAGUGGGUCAGGUUCGGGCGGGUGAUGUGAUGCGGGCCUCGAUUGAGGUGGAUGGCAAGGAGAUUGAGGAGGGACGCAUUGAGGUGGAGGUGCAAGACCGAGAGGGUCGAUACGAGUUUAAGGAGACCUGA